AUGCACUUCGCCACGCUGAGCGUCACUCUGCUUUCGCUGCUUCUCGCCGUCUGCUCGUCCCGAGCCGAUGAAGGCUGCGAUGACAGCAUCAAAAACUACCUGGAGUGCUACAGUGAAGUCAAGGAGGUAGCGGAUGAGGUUGUCAAAAAACUCGAUACUUUCGAUGACAAUCUCGACGCCUGUUUCACCAGCAACGAUUGUAAAGUUGAAGAUAAGGAGGAGCAAGAAGAAAAGAAGGUCAUCGACAGUAUUCCGGAGAAGUGCAUGAACGAUCUGGUAGCCAGCGCGAACAGUCUAAUGAAGAACUGUUGGGAGAAGCACUAUCCUCACGUGGCUGUAAUAUUGGAAAACGUAUCGAUCUCUUCUGACGUCGUUCAAGACUCGAUGAUCACGUUCGACCAGUUGCUGGACAUGUACAACGAAGACCUGUACAAGGACGCGGCGAUCGACGCGUUUUACGCGUUGUAUCUGCUGAAGAACAACAGCGUCUGCAGCGCAGAGCAACAGGAACAGGUGAACAAGUGCCUCGUUGACCUGUUUGAGACGGUUGCGGUGAAGCACAAGACGACCAACAUGUUCCUCCGACUUCUGGACAGUGAAAAGAGGUUCAACAGCUUCUGCAAAGACCACAAAGCGUGCUACGAUAAAAUGCCCCCGGUCUGCGUGAAGCAGCUGAACGACGACCAGGCAGGUUACUGUAAAUGCCUGGACGAGAACAGCGAAGCGCUCGUUUCUGAGUUCAGCAAAUGCAGCGGCUUUUCGCAGGUGACGCUGACCGGGCCUAAGAUCUGCGAAGAAACGGCAGGCGCCAUGUUUUGCCGUAACAGCUUCAUGGAUGCGUUGAUCGACUUGCAGCCGGUCGUUGACGACGAAGACCAACCAGAGCCAACGACCAGAAGGAAGCGAGACCUGUUGCGAAAGUCGAAGAAAGGGAUAGCCAUUCGUAUAGGGCAUCGCUGA
This is a messenger RNA of Soboliphyme baturini, 960 nucleotides long. The record is from the annotation of a GenBank genome assembly. NCBI's taxonomy places the organism in Eukaryota, Metazoa, Nematoda, Enoplea, Dioctophymatida, Soboliphymatidae.